AUUCAUUUACGUCUACAAGCGUAACGUCAAAUUAAUUAUAUCAAUAUUGUCAGAAUCCAAUCAUUACUCAUAUUUUGUCGCUCAUUUACAUUAAAGACGAAGCAAUACGAUUAAAUAUCAUACAAUAUACAAAUUGCAUCGAGUUAGAUAUUCUUCUUCCUGUGUAUUAAGUGAUUUGUGGCGUCACAGCAAAUACGUUUAGUGUUUUAAUUAUGUGAAUACCCUUUCACUGCCUGUGCCUUGUGUUGAAAUAUCAACAAUGAGUCGUUUUACAUCAAAUGGAAUUUUGUACACUUUACCAGCUAACACCUCGAAUGGAACUGACGACGAGGGUUGCAUGCUAUGGAAUCAAACACAGAACGUUAUAAUUACUGGUGCAUACAACGGAAUUCCACAGACCUUGAUACUUAAUGUUAUAUCAUGGAUAUGUUUAAUUUUAUUGUUCACCGUGUUACGUCGCACGGCUUGGAACUACGGGCGUAUGGCUUUAGUGCAACGAUCGAAGAAUCGAUGGACAAAUUUGUUCUACCGCGGGGGUGACGACGACGCCUUAGUCGACCGCCGGAGGAACGACGAGUCUCUCAGUAUCGAUGAGGGCUUCUUUACAUGGCUUCCGGCCGUGUUCCGUCUCACCCGGGAGCAAGUGCUUGCCAAGUGUGGCCCCGAUGCGGUGCAUUACCUCUCUUUUCAGAGACAUUCAAUAACAUUGAUGUUUAUUGUCACUUUAGUGUCCAUUGGUAUCAUUUUACCAAUAAACUUUCAAGGAACAAAUUUACAAGUGGAUGCAAGCACCUUCAGUAGGACCACUCUGUCCAAUUUAAACGGUAGAUCUUAUUGGCUAUGGGUUCAUACCCUGAUAAGUAUCUCAUUUUUGCCUAUAUCAGUGUUGAUUAUGAGGAGGUGUACUGGGAGAAAACCUGCUCCAACCUGCAUGACUGGAACGAUAAUGAUAACGAAUAUAUCAAGGGCUGAUAGGAAUGAAGCAACAAUUAGAGCUUAUUUUUCCCAUAAUUUUCCACACAUACAGAUUGUGGAUCUGAGACUAGCGUUUAAUGUUAACAAGCUUAUUGAUGUGCAAGAGAGAAAGGAAAUGGUGACAGAAGCUUUACUCUAUACAGACACAUAUUUUAAGAAGACUGGGAAGCGUAUAAUGGUGCGGCCACAGCUGUUUGGACCUGAAGUGGAUGCUCUUGAGUUCUAUACAAAUGAAGAGAAACGGUUGAAAGACGAAGCCAAGAGAUGCCGGGCGAUUGUUCUCAAUGAUCCGCUAGGUAUUGCCUUUUUAACUUUACCCUCAUACCAAUUAGCAGAACAUGUUAUUAACCAUUUCAGCCUACACCGUGGAUGGGUCCUAUCACAUGCCACUAACCCCUCUGAUAUAAUCUGGGAAAACCUUAGCGUCCAACCAGGGGUAUGGUAUGUCAAGGCCAUCAUAGUUAACUUUUGUCUAUUCAUUGUUCUCUUCUUUUUAACUACACCAGCAAUCAUAGUCAAUUUGGUUAACAAUAUAAUUGUAAAACCAGAAACCGUUAACAGGAUAACCAGCUUGAUGUUUGAUUUUCUGCCUACUCUACUACUCUGGACGAUGGCGGCGGUGAUGCCGGCCAUUGUUUCGUUUUCUGACAAAUUUUUGUCACAUUGGACUAAGUCGCAACAGAACUAUUCGAUUAUGACGAAAACAGUAACUUUUCUCCUUCUCAUGACCUUGAUAUUGCCAUCUUUGGGACUGGCUAGCGCUGACGCGUUCGUCGGUUGGACGUUGCAUCACGAGAAUGACACGAUGCGAUGGGACUGCGUGUUUUUGCCCGAUAAGGGCGCCUUCUUUGUGAAUUACGUCAUAACCUCUGGGUUCAUCGGUACGUCCCUUGAACUGAUACGCUUCCCCGAGCUUUUCCUAUAUGUGUGGUAUCUCUUGCAAUCAAAAUCUAAAGCGGAAAAAAGUUACGUAAAGAAGGCGAUUCUUUAUGAAUUUCCCUUCGGUGUGCAUUACGCUUGGAGUUUAGCAAUCUUUUCCAUUACCAUGGUGUACAGUCUUGCGUGUCCGUUGAUUGCUCCAUUCGGGCUCAUUUACUUUAUCUUUAAGCAUAUCGGGGAUAAGCACAACUUGUACUUCGCGUACGGGCCGAGCGACAUGAGCGGGGUUGGGGGAGGCCGUAUACACUCUACGGCUGUACGGCUAAUCCGAGUAUCCGUAUUACUUUUGCUCAUCAAUAUGGCUGCGUGGGCCGGUUUACGUGCUGGCUUCGAAGCGAGAACGAUCAUUUUAAUAAUGGCCUCUAUUGUUGCGUUUGGUACAUUUUUGUUGCUCAGCCCAUUCCCCAGCUGUACUCCGCCUGCUCCUCUGCAGGAGGAGUCAAGUGUGAGGCCACAGGAGUACACGGCCCCGGUUCUGUUGCGGCCGGUAGACUCGACUCCUGUCUCCACGCCCUCGACACCGGAUUAUGGUGCAUCAUCACCCGUAGUCAAUAUUGCCUAUAACCCAGAGCCUAUAAAUAUAUAAAUGUUUUUAAAAGUAUUCG
Molecule: messenger RNA, 2519 nt
Organism: Zerene cesonia (dogface butterfly)
Lineage: Eukaryota; Metazoa; Arthropoda; Insecta; Lepidoptera; Pieridae
Gene: Tmem63
Product: CSC1-like protein 2
Exons: 1
Coding region: 260-2500 (746 amino acids)
Cellular component (GO): plasma membrane
Molecular function (GO): calcium-activated cation channel activity
Source: RefSeq, a predicted model, not a curated record